Acomys russatus (golden spiny mouse) is the source of this 1775-nucleotide messenger RNA. RefSeq names its product golgi associated RAB2 interactor family member 2 (gene Garin2). The coding region runs from base 135 to 1376 and encodes 413 amino acids. Gene Ontology annotation, cellular component: nucleus. NCBI's taxonomy places the organism in Eukaryota, Metazoa, Chordata, Mammalia, Rodentia, Muridae. The transcript is spliced from 6 exons. The record is from RefSeq and is a predicted model, not a curated record.
CCUGGCAUGGAGUCAAGCAUAUUACAGAUUUUGAUUUUAAAAGAACUUUCUCAGUUAAUAACUAAAAAGAGGCAGUGUAACUAUGGCCAUCUCUGUGUGGUCGUUAAUUUGUUUUCCAUUCUCUCACUUUCCUGAUGUUCCAUAUCAGCAUGAUGAAGAAGAACAAGAAGCCGCUAGAUGAUCACAACGCCCUCCACAGCCUACAGUCUCACAGUCUAGGGCAUGCUAAGAAUAUAUUGAACGGAGGAGAGUACGCCCCCUUUGUGUCUCCUCCCAUACUGGAGAGCAAUUUCAUUCAGGUCAGUCGGAGAGGUGAAUCUAUUUACCUGCAUAACCGAGCGAACUGGGUGACCGUAGGCAUCUGUUCUUCCAAUCCCAUCCUCAAGACCCCCAAUAUGAUGCUGUUGGCACAUCUAACACCAGAAGCUCGAAAAGAACCAGAACCCCUCUUUAAAAGCCUCCUGACAUCUCCCUCUACAGAGAAUCUGGUGCUCACCAGGUUUAUUCCUCUGCAGUUUGUGACCCUUUCUGUGCACAGCGUUAAGAACAUGCAACUCAAAGCAAAGCUGAUAAAUGGCAGGGCAUACUAUUUACAGCUCUGUGCUCCUUCAUACAAACAGGAUAUCGUAUUUUCUCAGUGGGUGGACCUCAUCUCCCUCUUGAAUCAGGAGAAAGCCAGAAUUUCCAAAGUAUCAGAGGUCUCAAGCCUCUCAGAAAUCACAAACAGCACAGACAUCACAGGCUCCGUGGACAUCAUGGACUUUACCACUUUCGCAGAGCUGCAGGCUAUCCACUCGCACAUACGCAUGUGCUCUCCUAGCAGCAUGGAUAGUGCAGACUCCUCAGAAUUUACAGAUGCCACUGGUGUCACAGAUGUCACUGAUGUGACAGAUAUUCCGGAAAAUGAGAUCACAGAGGUUCCAGAUAUAAAAAUUGUCACGGAAGUCACAGAAGUCACAGAAGCCAAAGAGGCCACAAAUGCCUUUGGGGUCACAGUAGUAUUUGAAAAUGAUGACAUAAUGAAUGCCAAGCAAGAGGAAAAGGAAAAUGUCCUGAAGCAUGGGUGUCUUCAAGAUACAAACAGUAAGAAGGACUUCAGAGAAUCCCCGAAAUCUGUCACCAUCUCAGACUCAGCCCUGAGUUUCCAAGGUGAAAGGUGUUUUCAGACUACUCUGACCCCUGUAAAAAGCGAGGAAAGCAUGCCCAAAGGAACGAGUGAUAAAGCCUCUGAGGAACAGAUGACUGAUCUUCAAAAUGCAGAUCUCAAAGCUACAGAGUCCAGGAGUACAAGAACUGAAUCAGAUACUUCAGGCUUGUAUAGUUUUUCAGUUUUCCCGCUGAUUAGCGUUUCUUUCCCUGUUUUCACCUUCCUCUAAAAGCCGUGUUUUCUCCUUCCACACACUCUUGGCAUCACUAAUUCUCUUUACCUCAAGAGGGCGAAGGCUACCACAUCCUAAACCCUUGUUCCAUUAAACUCAGUCUGAACAAAGACUAAGAAGGUGUCAUCAAUUCUAAUUUCUAGGUAAAGCCAGGAUAAUAAUGCUGCUCAAAGGAGGAGAAUGCAUCCCUGGUGCCGAGUUUGUCCAGUUCUUACUCUCCCGGCUGCUAGGCAGAGCUAAUUCAGGACAGAGGGAUCCGGUUCAUCUCCCACACACUCUGCACUUGAAAGCACCACUGUCUCUUUCUGCACAGUGUUUUGUGGAAAGUGACACUGCAAAUGCACUGUUUCUAUAAGCAAGGCCACGUAAAGGUGUAGCGAUCCCGAGCUAGGACUG